CAAUGACGGAAGGCUCCGCUGCUCUUUUCGCCGCAAAGACCGAUCCAACGCCCGUCGCAAGUGACGAUUUACAGCCUGUCGUCGACUUCUUUCUUCUUGUCCAGCCAUCUUAUACCCACCGCCGUGUCCAUCCAGUCAACAUGCAGCUUUCCGAAGAGACCAAGGAGCGCAUCUCGCGCGUCAUUGACAUUUCUCGUGUCGCUGUCCACUACGGCUACCUUCCUCUGAUCAUCUACCUUGGCUACACUCGCAGCGUGCCUCGCCCUUCGCUGAUCAAGCUCUUCUCUCCUCUCGCCAUC
This is a messenger RNA of Aureobasidium uvarum, 299 nucleotides long. The record is from the annotation of a GenBank genome assembly. Lineage: Eukaryota; Fungi; Ascomycota; Dothideomycetes; Dothideales; Saccotheciaceae.